AUGACUCGCGGCGCCGAAGAACUCCCUUCCCAUGCCUCGCCUCUGAUCUCUCCCGCCCCACGACCUUCGGCACCCCAUCUGAGCCAUUGGGCUGAUCUCAAUGAUGAACCCCCUGCUUCAUCAGGUCCACCGAAUAACUUAAUAUCUCCUGCUUUCACUCCACCCGCAACCCCAGGGGCAGGAACGCCUUCCCGCCAUCUCCAUGUCGAACCGAAAUCUGUGCCUGUGGACACGUCCCUCGAUGACCCCUCUACCAAGCAACCUCGACUCCUGGAGAGAUUACCCAAAGUAGAGUGUCUGGUUCGGGCGCGUAUUCCGACCACGUCGGGGGCAGAAAUGUUUCUGCAUUUAUAUCAAAAUGAUUUUGACAACAAGGAACAUCUGGCCAUUGUCUUCGGCCACAAUAUUCGGAGCCGAAGUCUUGACGCCGAAAGACCGGGUGAAACAGAAAUGGAUCGUAUGAUCAGGGGAGCGUAUGUUGGCAGAUUAAAGCCGGGUCGGGUGAGUUCCAGGAUUGACCCAGACCAAAACAAAAAUUCGUCAAACCGAGGAGCGAGAAGCGGCUCUGCUUUGAAGAACGUUACCACAGUCCCAGCGGAGGCCGUUUUCGAAACUCCAUCCGCCACACCUGUUCAACCUCCCAGCGCAACCAACAAUGAGGACUUGGAUCAAACACAAAACCCCGUUCCUGGAAUUGCGACUCCUUUAGGAAGUGUCCAGCUCAGCUCUGUUGGCAAGCCUCCGCUUGUGCGAAUACAUUCUGAAUGUUACACUGGCGAAACCGCAUGGUCAGCUCGUUGCGAUUGUGGUGAGCAAUUGGAUGAAGCGGCGAGAUUGAUGUCCUUACCCAACUCUACGGGAGGGGUCAUUGUCUAUCUUCGACAAGAAGGACGAGGCAUUGGUCUCGCAUCGAAGCUUAAAGCUUACAAUCUACAGGACCUGGGAAAUGACACUGUUGAGGCGAACCUCCUUCUUCGACAUCCGGCGGACGCUAGGAGUUACGGUUUGGCGACUGCCAUUCUACAGGAUCUUGGUUUGGGCACCGACAGCGAUGCAAACAAACCGCCUGCAGAGAGAGGUAUCAGACUUUUGACGAAUAACCCAGACAAAGUAAGAGCUGUUGAAGGACCCGGCAAAGAGGUCCGGGUGCGUGAACGGGUCGCUAUGAUCCCCAUUGCCUGGCGGACGUCAGGUGCGAAAGGUAUCCGAGGCGCCGAGAUUGAAAAGUAUCUGGAAACGAAGAUCGGUCGUAUGGGACACAGGAUUCAUGAGGAAUAA
Messenger RNA from Rhinocladiella mackenziei CBS 650.93, 1278 nucleotides. Its product is annotated as GTP cyclohydrolase II. The transcript has a single exon. Lineage: Eukaryota; Fungi; Ascomycota; Eurotiomycetes; Chaetothyriales; Herpotrichiellaceae. The coding region runs from base 1 to 1278 and encodes 425 amino acids. Gene Ontology annotation, molecular function: GTP cyclohydrolase II activity. Gene Ontology annotation, biological process: riboflavin biosynthetic process. The record is from RefSeq and is a predicted model, not a curated record.